Molecule: messenger RNA, 1899 nt
Organism: Cajanus cajan (pigeon pea)
Lineage: Eukaryota; Viridiplantae; Streptophyta; Magnoliopsida; Fabales; Fabaceae
Source: RefSeq, a predicted model, not a curated record
AUGGAAGUUCCCCUUCCUCCUACUUGGAAACCGUUAAACAUUGAUAGAUAUGACGGAACCACUGACCCUAAUGAGCACAUUAACGCAUAUGUUACUCAAAUCAACCUUUACACGAAUGAUGACACCAUCAUGUGCCGCGUAUUUCCAACAUCACUCAAGGGAGCAACCCUUAGUUGGUACACACAAUUACCACCCAGAUCGGUAGACAGUUUUAAUACUCUGGUCCAUUUUUUCUCUGACCAGUACGCCACUAGCAGGCCUCAUCAUAUCACCUCUACAGCGUUAUCUAACUUGCUACAACAAGAUGAUGAAUCUCUCAGGCAUUUUAUGGAACAUUUUGCCAACGUCUCCAUCAAAAUCCGAAAUCUUAAUCCAGAGGUCGCCCUCCAUUCCAUGUUGAUGGCACUCAAACCUAGACCCUUUGUUGACAGCCUGUGUCGACACCAGCCCGCAAGCAUGGACGAACUGAGGGCACGCGCCGCCGGAUACAUACAAAUGGAAGAACAAGCUGAAUUCUGUAACACUAUCCGAGAUGGCCUCACUAUCAAGGCAGAAUCCAGUAACAGGGAGAAGCAAAAGAAUCAUUUCGAUCAAAGAUCCAAAAGACCUUGUCAAGCACGAGGCCCCAGGUAUGAUUUUUAUACACCCCUUAAUGCUCCUCGAGUCAAUAUUUUGGAGGAAGCUAACCAUGCAGAUCUAAUCUCCUUGCCCCCUCCGGCCUACAACUCGGCCAAUGCCGACAAGAGCAAACAUUGUCGAUAUCACAGAAAUCACGGGCACACAACGGAGGAAUGUUGGAGCCUCAAGGACAAAAUUGAAGAACUGAUUCAGGCUGGUCACCUUGGACAAUACAUCCAACGAGGUCAAGCUUCCCACGGACGCGGUAGAGGACGAGGUCGAUAUUCAAACCGAUAUCAAGGACGAUACCAAGGUCACCAAGGCCGAUCUGAGCAAGGCAACUAUCAACAAGCACCUACGCGUGAAGAAAACAAACCUAGUGCAAACAAUGCCGAUCCACAGCACGGAGAUAAACCCUCUGCCGAGAAUAACUUGCGUGGGAUCAUCAAUACCAUUGCGGGGGGUUUCGUUGGAGGAGGAAGUUCUAACUCUGCCAGAAAGCGACAUUUACGCAAUGUUCACAACAUCAAUGAUUACCACAACUCGGAUUCAAAAAUGAUCCCAUCAAAUCCUCCCAUCGUUUUCACCGAUGACCAUUAUGAAGGCAUAAGCCUCAACCAAGAUGAUCCCAUGGUCAUCUCGGUCGAGGUGGCUAACUGGGAGGUUCAGAAAUCACUAAUUGACCAAGGAAGCUCUGCCGAUGUGCUCUAUUGGCCCACUUUCUUGAAGCUUGACAUCCCCCAUAACAUGAUCCAACCAUAUUCUGAACCCAACCUCUUGUUGGGUUCGCAGUUAGGAGCGAUCGUGUCAACACCCCAUUUGACUAUGAAAUUCUCGGGUACAGACGGGCAUAUAAUAACUGUCAGAGCUAAUCAGCAAGUAGCAAGACGAUGUUAUGCCGAGAGCCUGAAGAUUGCAUCUUCCAAUCUUCAACCUGAGAAAUCAACCUCUACUAUCGUCGCCCAUCUCGGUACAAAGGAAACGGCUGACCUGGAUCCCCGAGUUGACAUGCAUGAUCGUCGACCUGAUCCCAUUGACGAACUAAUUGAGUUCCAAAUUGGCAAGAAACCAAACCAGUGCACCAGAAUCGGAAAGCACGUUGAAACUCAUGUACAAGGUAAAAUCAUGUCAAUACUUAUUGGAAACGCUGAUCUUUUUGCUUGGAACAGUGCAGAUAUGCCUGGGAUAGAUCCAAAUUUUAUUUGCCACAGAUUAGCUAUCCACAGGGAAGCAAAGCCUGUAUCUCAGAAGCAAAGAAAGAUCGGAGGUGAGAGAAGAUAA